Leptosia nina is the source of this 609-nucleotide messenger RNA. Lineage: Eukaryota; Metazoa; Arthropoda; Insecta; Lepidoptera; Pieridae. The record is from the annotation of a GenBank genome assembly.
AUGUGCGCUCGUUUAUGUCAAAACUAUCCGACCGCGCCGCCGACAAAGAAGAAUGCUGAAACUCCCAUCGAAUCUUCUAGACGCAAAAGUCUAAAAGAUUCGAUGGGUUGUCUAGUCAUUGUUUCAUUGGCAUUCGCUAAAAUACUCGAUAAAUUAUCGCAGGUGGUAGGAGCAACUAGUUUCAACUGCCCGUUGGUACUCUCGAUCGGCCCAAGGUCUGGGAUAUUGAACCUGGCCGGUGCAACAGCACGACAAGGUCCGCCGGGAAAGAGACGGCUGCACUAUCACUCAUUGUUAUGGGGAAAAUGUCUCGACCACACGCGCACCACUACGACCCAUUCUUUUCGACCGAACCUGCGUCUUCUAAUUCAUUGUGUACGCUGUCAUUUGUUUGCCGAGCGACCUCAGUGCGCACUUCCUCAAAACUGGGUCCGAGGAAACGGGAAGGGAAACGGGAAUGCGUCGCCGGACAGCAGAGCGACAGAGACAGAUAUACAGAAGCAAGUGCGCCGCAGACGAGAGUGCAUUGCGCUGACGCAUCGCGAUCGUCUGCGUGCAUUCGUCUUUUUUGUUGACGCUGCCCCCGCAGCUUUCGUACAAAGUCAGUGA